CUCCAUUAUUACUUGUCAAUUAAUGGUAUUUGAUGCGGUUGGGUAUCUGUCGAAUCGCACAUUCAUCGGCAAACAAGAAUGACCACCAUAAGAGACCGAUGCCUGGUCUUCGAUCGGACGAUUUUGCCUGAGCGCCGGGGAUCGGACACCAUUUCCUGCAAGUUGAUGAGACAGAACAUCAGCUGUUUCACCCACCUCCAUGGUUAUGGUCGUCAUAGAGGAGUGAGCUUAAGAGUGACAGCGAAAGCGGCUGGAGGUGGUGCCAAAUUCAAGGGAACGCAGAUGAGAGAGAAGCAACUGACGGAGAUGAUAGAGAAUAAGGUGAAAGAGGCGAAGGAGGUGUGCGAGGGAGACGAGACGUCCGACGAGUGCAAGGUGGCGUGGGACGAAGUGGAGGAGAUCAGCCAAGCCAAGGCCGAUCUCCGCCGUCGGCUCCAAAACGAGGACCCUCUUGAAUAUUUCUGUCAAGAAAACCCUGAAACCGACGAGUGCCGCAUCUAUGAAGAUUGAACAUCUCCUCCCUCUCGAUUUCCCUGUUUCGCUAUGUAAUCUUUGGCUGUAAUAAAUUAUGUAAUGAAAAUUACUCAGGAAAUUAUUUUAGUAUUGUCA
Molecule: messenger RNA, 609 nt
Organism: Carica papaya (papaya)
Lineage: Eukaryota; Viridiplantae; Streptophyta; Magnoliopsida; Brassicales; Caricaceae
Gene: CP12-3
Product: CP12 domain-containing protein 3
Biological process (GO): negative regulation of reductive pentose-phosphate cycle
Cellular component (GO): chloroplast
Source: RefSeq, a predicted model, not a curated record